CUCCCCACCAACAUUUCCUGCUUAUUCGGCAGAACCCUAGCCGCCGCGCCGCCCCAAGAACCGGGAAAGGGAGGCGACGAUCCGGUGAGCCCCUCCUCGUCGUCGAAUCCCGCCACCUCCUUUACCUUCGCCGGCAGGGAUGGGCGGGAAGGCGAAGCGGGCGUCCAUCUUCAUCAGGCUCGUGUCGGCCGCCGGCACGGGGUUCUUCUACGUGAAGCGCAAGAACCCUCGCCGGAUCACGGAGAAGCUCGAGUUCAGGAAGUACGACCCCCGCGUCAACAAGCACGUCCUCUUCACGGAGGCCAAGAUGAAGUGACCCCCCGCGCGCGCGCGCAAGGCCUUCGCCGGAAGAUGGAAUAACGCCGUCGAGUACUGUAACGAACCUCAGAGAGGAGCUUCAUCUGUUCUUGCUCGUAUUGUUUUUUUUUCCUUUUGCCUGUACUGUCGAUGUGCUGAGCUCAUCUGUUCCUUCCUGCUGCUGAUCCAAGUCCAUUGCAUCCCCAUCCAUGAAGCUACUGGUCCAGGUCCCUGUUGCUGUACUGUUGCCGUGUUCUCUCCCUCCCUGGCAUCGUCUAGACGGAUUUGACAUUUCGCCUGUCUGUGUAACUUGCUUUCUUGGUCCAACAGAACGUCGGUGACUAUUUGGCAUUUGUGGAAACUAAAAAUGGAAGUGGUGGUCGGCCACCUGAUUUGAGGUUGUA
Molecule: messenger RNA, 701 nt
Organism: Hordeum vulgare subsp. vulgare (domesticated barley)
Lineage: Eukaryota; Viridiplantae; Streptophyta; Magnoliopsida; Poales; Poaceae
Product: 50S ribosomal protein L33-like
Exons: 2
Coding region: 140-316 (58 amino acids)
Biological process (GO): translation
Cellular component (GO): ribosome; large ribosomal subunit
Molecular function (GO): structural constituent of ribosome
Source: RefSeq, a predicted model, not a curated record